UCUCAUCAAUUCCUCUUUGCUUAGCAAUGGUUUUUCCCUUCAUCAAGACGUUCACUGGAACUCUGUUCCUUGAACCCAUUGCUGCAAACUCUCUUUUUCGCCUCUCGUCAAGUUCUUCCUUCUUACAAUGUCUCCCUGGACGAGCUGGCUGAGGUGGGACUUGAUAUAAGACCUUUUGUUCGCAAUCUGGGAUGGGACUUUCUCAUAGAUCGUCCUUCUCUCCGAUUGUAUGCCCUGAGGCCGUCAGGUUCUUCUUCUCAAACUUGCGGUAUUCUGAUGCAUCAUCUCGAGUCUUUACCUCUCUGGUCUUUGGCCAUCUGUUUACCAUUCCUGUUCAUCAGGUUGGUUUACUUUUGGACAUACCACAAGAUGGUGAAAAUCUUGCUGAUGAAUCGGAGCUUGGUCUUUUUGGCUUCGAUGUUAUGGAGGAAUUCCAAGUCAUCACCGGUCAACGCCCUGGUUCAGAUCAGCUUAUUCCUGUUCGCACUUUGCUUCCUGUCCUUCAGGUCUUUCAUUUCUUCCUCACUCAAGUCUUCCUUCCUAGGACGGGUAACCUUCAUCUGUUGACCCCUCUUUAUGUCUGGAUCAUUGCUCAUGCUGUGCACGGUACCCCUUUGGACUACUCUCCUCUCUUCUUUGGGGCGAUUCUUCCUUUUGCCAACAUCUCUCUCGAGGUCUCUCUGCCUUUCGGAUCGUUGAUUACUCAGCUGCUGCUUCGUCUGGAUAUCAACCUCAACUUGUUUCGCACCUCCACCCCCACUGUUUUCUUCUCGGCUGAUGAUGUCAUGGACAUUAUGCAAAUUGCAGUUGAGGGGGAGAAUGAUGGUGUGCCUGCUUUUCACAUUAUCAGUAGUGAUGAUUCAGACUCAGACUCAGACUCCUCGGAUGACUCGGAUGUUGGUUCUGCUGCGGGGUUGGAACCUUUCGUAGCAGCUCUUCAGGACCUUUAUGGCUCAGGAUCUGACAAUGAAGGUUUCUAACUCUCAGGGGGAGCCCGCUUUGUUCAGGGGCAGCCCGCUUUGUUGCUUAUUUAUGUUUCUAGAGUUUAGGAGGUUUAAGGGGAGCGUGCUCCUGUGUUGGUCUGGUGUUUGACUGGUUUCUCUGUUUCCUUUGUUACUCUGUUGGAUUGGCUUGCUUGACCAGGCUGUGGUCUUUUUGAUCUUUUGGAUGCUCGGUUUAAUUUUGCUCUGGUUUCUUAGUAUUUGUUUGUUGCUUUGAAUAUUUCUUUAUGUUUCGCAUAGAAAGGUGUUUGUUGCUGCAGGCACUUUCGGCAAACUGCAAUUUCAGUUUCAGGGGAAGAUUGUUGAUAUGGAAACUUUCAUUGCACCUUAGAAAGUAUCCAGGAAUCAAAGGGAUUUAACAGG
Messenger RNA from Linum trigynum, 1364 nucleotides. NCBI's taxonomy places the organism in Eukaryota, Viridiplantae, Streptophyta, Magnoliopsida, Malpighiales, Linaceae. The record is from the annotation of a GenBank genome assembly.